Molecule: messenger RNA, 3794 nt
Organism: Dicentrarchus labrax (European seabass)
Lineage: Eukaryota; Metazoa; Chordata; Actinopteri; Moronidae
Exons: 7
Coding region: 266-1558 (430 amino acids)
Cellular component (GO): cytosol; nucleus
Molecular function (GO): calcium-dependent protein binding
Source: RefSeq, a predicted model, not a curated record
GUUGGUUCUCUUUGAUUGGAUGAUCAACGUCUCGCGCUCAUUAACUGUCCACGACAGAAUUUGGCGCCUCCAUGUUUAACUUCCGCGUGCACGUUCUUGAAUCCGUCACCUGUACGAGUGAGCGAGGAGCGGCAGGUCAUUUCAGUUGGCUGAUUAAUGAGCGUAAUUUAGUGCCGUUACAGUUCGGUAGAGCACCGAUAUUACAUUCAGUUGAAUGGUAUCCUCUUAAGACCCUGGGCUUUAUGUGUAGACUAAGACACUGGACAUGGCGGAAAAGAUCCACGACAUGGAUGAAAAAGCGCACACGAAGAGCACAAUUUUCAAUAGGCUCAAGCCAGCCAAACGAGUACACUUGAAACCUCUUUCAGUGUAUUCAAGGAUGAUCACUUGUGACCAGAAGGCCACUCCGACUCAGUUUUGUAAUCCAUUCAUCAAUUUUAAAAUUGAAUUAAAGAACGAUGGUGAUAAAAAAAGGAUAUUAGAUGAUUCAAGUCCCGAUGAGGGUUAUGAAACCCCAGCAAAAAAGCCCUUUAGUCCAAAUGCUUUGUCCCCAGACCUCGGGUGUUUCUUGGACUACUCCAGCCCCACUGCAACAGAGGACUCUAUGUCCCCUUUUGCCAUCUCUAAGCCUGCAUUGUUAAAUGACACACAAGCUUUGACAAGCAAAAUAAAACAAACUGUGAGCUGUCAGCUACACUCGGAGCAUGUGGAGUGUGGGUCCUCAACAGAGCCACGGGAUAAUAAGGGGGGUGUACCACUCAGUCUGAAGUGUGAGAAGGACCUCUUAAAUGUUGCACCUGCCUUCGACUGUGAUGUAGACGACAUCUUGUGUCUCAACCCCGUGGUCACUUCUACUCCCUUGGGUACUUGUGCUGCGGGAGGACCGUUGGAGUCUGUGAACUCGCCUGUGGAGUCUUUAGAAGGUGAUGUUGGAGAAGCGUGGAAUAUUGGUCUCCCCAUAUUUGAAUCCUCUCUGUGUCACAACGUCACAGUGAAGUUGAAUGCUAGUGGGCAGAGUAGACAGGUGUCAGAGGAGGUUAAGGGCAGUCACACGGGUCUGGUCACACUCAGCGGAGAUGAAUCCACUUUGGACACCAGUUAUGAAACUACAUUACCUCUCCAAGUACAGGUGAAGUCAGUUAUAGUGGCUCCCAAGCAGCAACCCUCCAGCAGUAAACCAGCAGCACAUCCUCUGCCAGGGCUGAAUGCUGCCAAAGGUGACAGCAGUGCCAGGAUUCAAAGGCCGGUGGUCCUCGACAGGGAGGUGGAGCGGGACAAAAGGCUAUAUCUCCAGUCGGUCACCAGACACCUGAAUGGAGCAGCUCAAGAUGUCAUGACUGAGCUGCUGAAACUGAUGAGCCAUGUGGCGGACCAGACACCAGCCAGUUACGACAAACAGUGGCAGCAUCCCUCUGACCUCACCCGCAGGAACUACCAACAGCGGUUUCAAAACAUCCAGCCAAAAAUGUCCCUGCAUGAAUGGCAGGCUAAGAAUGGAGCAACUCACAAGCGCUUUGCCAGAGUCCCAAAAAUUUUUGAAAGGAGUCAAUUUCCCUAAAUUGGGAUUGUAGACAAUUUCAUUGUGAACAAAUUGCACUUACCUUCUAAAUCUAAUCUAAUUUUUCUUUCUUUGUUUGAUUUUUGGUGUGUAUUUUUGCUUUGUCAGUUUUGACUCUUGCUUUCUAUUUUUCUUUCAACUAUGCAUGUCCCUGUAUAUAAAUCUUAAUGCAUGUUUUAAGUGGUUUUGGUGUUCUUGAAACUGUGCCUGUUUUAAUGUUUGUUUAAGUGUGUUUUGUACUUCUAUUGCACUACUACUUUUUGUUGUUUUGAGUACUAAUGUAUUUAACAUUAUUUGAACCACCAGGCCUGUACUGUAGUUUGUUAUUGUUCCUGGAUCACUCUGAGAAUGAGCAGCUGGCAGAAGGAAAACUUUAGCAGACAUAUUUCCCAUCCCUGUGCAUCAAGACUAUUGUAUUGGUUGGAGGGUGAAAGGUGGAUUUUAAGGUAUAGUGUAUGUCAAAACAGAGUAAUGUAUUGCGCAAGCCUGGAAAUGUUUAUGAACAGGUUGUAGUCCAGCCCUGCAUACAAACCUCCAGAGAUAUAUGUAAACUGCCAUCCCUGAACAUUGAAAGUGAUCUAAAAAGUAAUUCAAUAUUUGUAACUCAACAGUCAAAAGAACUUUACAUUUCUAAUGUGAUUUAAUAGAUUUUAUAUGGGGACAGACAGAAAUGGUUAAGUUUUGUGUUCCAUACGUUGGCGUGGUGUUAGCUAGAAGUGUUUGUUCAUCAAGGUCAGUUCACCCACAUCAUAUAAACAUUUUUCAACCAUACCUUAAAUUGUAACAGGGAAUUAUGUCCAUGACUAAUCUGGAUUAUCCAGACCUCUGGGCAUUUUAACUACUAAAUUGGUUAAAUGGUCAAAUGUUUUCUGUGAUUUGUGAGAACUGACCCUUUAAUUGUAAAGCAGCAGUGGCCGGAGUGUCCUCUGAGCUGCUUGGAGGAUUCUCUGCACUGUGGUUUCAUUUAAACCCUGUAACAUUGUGAAAAAAGUAAAAAGUACCACAGGCGCUGAUUGGUGAGUCGGCGCCCCGAGAGUCAGAGCAGGUCUGUGUUUGUGUGGUGGCGAGACACUGCUGCUGAUAAUGUACUUACAAUACAACCUAGCCUGUUCAUCUUGGUUACCCCAUGGAGCCCAAAUACAUGGACCUCAUCAGCGUGGGUCCUGUGCGUUGAAUAAUGCAGGCUUUAAAAGUAAUCCUGUCUGUACAGUUGGUGGGGCAGCCUGUCCCUGGCCAGCCAUCCAGAAGGCAGGUGUGUCGGUGAAGGCCUCGUGACACACACUGUGCACACUGCUGCGCACGUGUGAAGCCGAGCAGCCACAACACCUCUACACUUUCUAACAAUGUGCCCGUCCAAAGUCAGGAGGGCAGCGAGGAAGCUGUUUGUGUUUACACGCCUCACAGUUCUUCCUCGGCUGUGCUUGUCGAAACAGACUGCUCUACCAAAAACAAGAGACCACGAGAGAUCGAAGGCAAGCAUGUCCGCUACAGAAUCCCACCGCCUCAUUCUGCUGCUCAGGCCAACCGUUGCUCUUGCAUUGAUGCAUAGACAAACAAACAUAAUCUAAUGUGGGGUUUGAGUAAGAUCUAAGUGAUUUGUUGUGUUUUGCCAUUUAAGUCUCAUUGAUUUCUAACUCAUUACAAAUUCAGGCACGUUUUCUUACACAAGGUGCUGACUCGACAGUGAAUGUAGUUGCCUGAAACCAUGUUGUUGGGAGAAUUUUUCAGGAGGAUUUUAGCCUUUCUCAGGAAAAACUCCAUUCUUCCCCAGUAACAGUAAGAUGGCCAAUUGUAUCUGUGCUUUUUUUUUUUUUUGAUGGAGAAAACUCUUGACAGUUGAAGCCUGGUGAAGAGAUUCACAUGUAUUAUUCACAAAAAAAAAACCCUGUUCUUGGAUUCUGUAAAACUGUUUGCUUGGAAAGAACAUUUCACCACUCUGAACUCUUAUUUUUGUCCAGAACGGUUUUGACAGCCUCGUGUUUUGUUUUGAAUCUUACUACUUAAUGUUUCUAAUUAAGAUCAAACACAGACUUUUGUGGAAAAUAUUAGGUAUCUUUUAUUUUAUUUAAGCAUACACAAGUAAGCAUACACCAUAUCCUUCAUAACUGAAGUUGUGUAAUCUUGUGCAUAAUAGUUAAACCAUGCUAGCCCUCAUUAAGCAAUGACUGCUGUACACUUCAUACAAUGAAUAUAAACAUGAUAGCACUAAUAAAGCAGUUCAUUUUUCUAAACCAUG